CGGGAAGAUCUCUCCCAAUUCUUGCCCAAACCCAUUCUUGUCCAGCGGCUCAACUUCCAACAUCAUUUCACUUCUCUCUCCAUUCUUCUCCUCUCCGAUCAUCUGGUUGAUCAGGGAUUAGAGUAUCUACCCAGCGGGGAGGACCAUCUCCCAUCUACCAUUCCAGCUCAUCAGCCCUAUCUCCUCCUAGAUUCUUCAUCCCCAAAUCCUACCCUAUUCCCUCCUCUCAGAUCUGUUUUCUUCGUUGAUCUUGGUUUUCUUUUUGCGGUUUAAGAUUGCUACGCGAAAUACAAUGCACUGAUUACUUUCCCCAAGGACUCCAGUCUUUUGUUUUUGUUUUACAAUGAAUACUCCAGAUAUUAUUGACUUAUCAAGUGAUGAGGAAACUGAAGCGCUUUGUGUGAAAGAUAUUAAGCCUCAUUUAUUGUCUGUAAUUGGCUGUGAAACAACUAAUGAGAAGAAUGAUGUCCCACAAGGCUCAUGUGGAAUCAAACAGGAGAAGUUAUAUAGUGAGGAGUUGCUCCAUACAUCUUCCGCUCAUAAUGACUGUUCUCUGCCAUUCCGGCAGUUUUGGAGAUCAGGAGAAUAUGAAACUGGAAAAGAUCUUGGACCAUCAUCCCUAAAUAGUCAAAAUCGUCUUUUAAUCCACCCCAAAUUUCUUCAUUCAAAUGCGACUUCACAUAAGUGGGCCUUUGGUGCUAUUGCUGAACUGCUUGAUAAUGCCAUUGAUGAAGUGAAAACUGGGGCUACCUCUGUCAUUGUUGAUAAAUUCACUGAUCCCCGCAAUGGAACUCCUGCUCUAUUAAUACAAGAUGAUGGCGGUGGAAUGGAUCCAGAAUCCUUGCGUCGUUGCAUGAGUUUUGGAUUUUCUGAUAAGCUAUCAGACUCGUCUAUUGGCCAGUAUGGAAAUGGUUUCAAGACAAGCACUAUGCGACUCGGUGCAGAUGUACUUGUUUUCAGCCGCUGCGUGUCUAAAGGGAGAGUAACUCAAAGCAUCGGGCUCCUUUCUUAUACCUUUCUGAGGAAAACAGGGUGUGAUGAUAUAAUUGUACCUGUGGUAGAUUAUGAAUUCAAUUCAUCAACUGGUAAAUUCGAGAGGCUACUUCGACAUGGCCAGAAACAUUUCCCGGCUAAUUUGUCUGCAAUUCUGAAGUGGUCAAUGUUUACUGUUGAAGAUGAUCUGUUAAACCAAUUUAAUGACAUAGGACCCCGUGGUUCAAAAAUCAUUAUAUUCAAUCUGUGGUUUAAUGAUGAUGGGAAUAUGGAGCUUGAUUUUGAAACAGAUCCAGAGGAUAUUUUGAUUAGUGGAUCACAUAAGAUAGUGAAGACAAAUGACUCAACAAAGAAUCUGAAACAAAAGCAUGUUGCAAACCGUCUUCGUUACUCUUUUCGAGUUUAUUCAUCUGUUUUAUACCUUCAUAUGCCAAUGAAUUUUAAAAUAGUUUUGCGUGGGAGAGUUGUUGAUCCACAUUCUGUAGUCAGUGAUCUUAAGUAUGUUGAAUGCAUCAAGUAUAAACCUCAAGUUGACGGCAUUACAGAGUCUGAAGUAGUCACUUUUAUUGGAUUUCUUGAGGAUGCUCCAAACAUUGAUGUUCAUGGAUUCAGUGUAUAUCACAAGAAUCGACUUAUACUGCCAUUUUGGAAAGUUGCUAACAACUCAUAUGGUAAAGGCAGAGGUGUUGUUGGUGUGCUUGAGGCAAAUUUUAUCAAACCUACCCAUGAUAAGCAAGAUUUUGAGAAGUCAAACCUUUAUCAGAAGCUGGAAACUCGCUUGAAAGAGAUGACAUAUGAGUACUGGGACUAUCAUUGCCAUCUGGUUGGUUACACAAAAAGUAAAGCACCUGUUUCAACAAGUAACACUGCUUCUCGAUCUUCUCAAAUGUCUCAUUUGAAAUCUCCAAUCGGUGCAACAAAGCUAAAGAUCAAAAGUGCUGCAGCAUCUCAGUCCCUCAGAUCAACAGAAGAGCCUUUAGGCACUGCUGCCCAGUUUCCAGCAGAUGAGGUCUUCAGUGAUUCCAGUCGCUCAGGAUCAGCAUUACCAGAAAAAAGGCGAUACCAAGGGCAUAGUGGUACAGCAGUGCAAUUGAAAAAGCCAGCCAUUAUGGCUAAGUUUGCAGAUAGUAAUGGAAGAAAUUCUGUUAUGCAGGCACAAGAGCAGCAGAUGCUAACUGUGAUGGCAGAAAAUAAAAGCUUACUCACAGAGUGCCAUAAAUAUGAAGAAGCUGAGAAGCAGCUUGUACUCAAGGUAAGCUUCAGAUGAAUGUUACACCCAUCA
This is a messenger RNA of Dioscorea cayenensis subsp. rotundata (Guinea yam), 2275 nucleotides long. RefSeq names its product protein MICRORCHIDIA 6-like. Lineage: Eukaryota; Viridiplantae; Streptophyta; Magnoliopsida; Dioscoreales; Dioscoreaceae. Gene Ontology annotation, molecular function: ATP hydrolysis activity. Gene Ontology annotation, cellular component: nucleus. The record is from RefSeq and is a predicted model, not a curated record. Bases 344 to 2260 code for a protein of 638 amino acids. The transcript has 20 exons.